Molecule: messenger RNA, 1569 nt
Organism: Eremomyces bilateralis CBS 781.70
Lineage: Eukaryota; Fungi; Ascomycota; Dothideomycetes; Eremomycetales; Eremomycetaceae
Product: NAD dependent epimerase/dehydratase family protein-like protein
Exons: 3
Coding region: 280-1569 (429 amino acids)
Source: RefSeq, a predicted model, not a curated record
GUCAUCAUCAAGACGUGAAUCGGGAGUUAGGUACUUUUAUGGUGACAUAGCACGACCGCAUUCGGCAAUUGCCCGAUUCCCGCCCCGCCCAGAUUAGCGCUCUACUGGCAGCGGGGUCCGAGGUCGCCAUAUUAAUAAUUGCCUUGAUUGAUCAUUGUUUGAAGCAAUUGAGCAGUACAUAUAAAUUGGACAUACCGGAGCUACUUUUUUGGAAGGGAUAGUUUCCUUAUCUCACUCAUUUUCAACUAGCUCCUGACCGAAUCCAAAAGAGCGUGGAAAAUGGCUUCGAAACCGGAACUCCAACAGGUGUAUUCCAAAGGCAUAUACCAUGGCCUCCCUGUCUACCCAUCCGAAGUCAAAGGCCUCACGGCGAUCGUCACUGGUGCAAAUGGAAUCUCCGGGCAACAUAUGGUCCGCGCCCUCGGCGAGGCCCCCGAACGAUGGGCGAAGAUCUACUGCCUGUCUCGACGCCCUCCGGCCGUCGCAGACGCACUGCCGCCGAAUGCGGUGCAUAUCCCGUUGGACUUCAUGACGUCGCCAGAGGAGAUCGGUCGGGUGCUCAAAGAGAACGGAGUCACGGCCAACUACGUCUUCUUCUAUUCGUACAUUCAAGUGCCUUCAAGUGACGGGAAACGCCUCUGGGACAACGCCGACGAGAUGGUCCGUGUCAACACCCUCCUCCUCACCAAUUUCCUUGAAGCGCUUCCCCUCGCGUCUAUCAUGCCCAAGAACAUUAUGCUGCAGACCGGCGCGAAGAACUACGGGGUUCACUUGGGGCCGGCCGUGUCUCCGCAGGACGAGGACGAUCCUCGCAUCCUUUUGGAGCCAAAUUUCUAUGCGUCGCAAGAAGACAGCCUUUGGGCAUUCUGCGGCAAGCACGGGAUUAACUGGAGCGUCGCGCGCCCAUCGUGGGUCGUCGGCGCGGUCCCUGACGCGGCCAUGAACAUCGCGUACCCGCUCGCUGUCUAUGCGACAGUGCAGAAGCACCUCGGCCGCAAGUUGGAAUUCCCCUCUGAUAUCAUUUCAUGGGAGAAUGCGCAGGUCAACAGCACGGCGCUAAUGAACGGGUACUUCGAAGAGUGGGCGGCCUUGUCGCCGCAGGCUCAGAAUGAAGCGUUCAACACCACGGAUGACUGCAUGUGGUCGUGGGCGCGGUUCUGGCCGGAGUUCGCCAAGUGGUUCGGGCUGGAGUACACGAGGCCGGAUCCCGAGAAGGAUCAGUACCAGGAAAUGUGGAACAAAUAUGAUCCGCCGCCGAGAGGAUUCGGGGGUCCGGGAAACAUGAAGGCACGCUUUACGCUCACAUCAUGGGCAAAGCAACCGGAGGUCCAGGCUGCGUGGAGGGAGAUCGCAACGAAGCAUGGCCUCAUUGAAAAGGAGCUCCGAGACCCGGACCGUGUUUUCGGCUUCGCGGAUGCGGCACUUCUCCUCUCGCACCCCAUUCAGAUGAGGAUGGGCAAGGCGAGGAAGCUGGGUUGGCACGGCUUUGUGGACUCGUCGGAGAGUUAUCGAGAAACGUUCGAGGGCUUCGUCAAGCUAAACAUGCUUCCACAGCUGCCGUGGCAAUGA